AUGCCCAGCCACGACUUUUUCUCCCUCUGCUCGGCGUCGCGCUGGGUCUCCACGCCAUCCGCCUUUGCCACACUCGGCGGUGGUUCGCUCCUCGUCGUCUCCUGCACAGCUGCCGUGCUGUCUUUCGCUGCCUCCUCCUCCUCUUCGUCUGGGCUAGGUAUCGGCUGCGCCUUUUCCUGUUGGCACGGUAUUCUUUUCGACAGCGAUCACCUCCGAGGCAUCGACUGA
Molecule: messenger RNA, 228 nt
Organism: Linum trigynum
Lineage: Eukaryota; Viridiplantae; Streptophyta; Magnoliopsida; Malpighiales; Linaceae
Source: the annotation of a GenBank genome assembly